CACCUAAUCAUCUCUCUGGGGCUGAAAAAAGCCCUCUCCAUGUCUGCUCAUGAUAAAUCCAUGAAAACCACUGAGGAAGUGGCUCUUCAGAUCCUCUUGCUUUGCCAGUUUGGAGUUGGGACUGUAGCCAAUGUCUUUCUGUUUCUCCAUAAUGUAUCUCCAGUCUUCACUGGUUCUCAACAGAGGCCCACACAGGUGAUUUUAAGCCACAUGGCGGUGGCCAAUGCCCUGGUUCUCUUCAUCUCUUCAUUUCCAAACAACAUGAUGACUUUUUCUCUAAGAUUCUCUCCAACUGACCUCAAAUGUAAAUUGGAAUUCUUCACUCGCCUGGUGGCAAGAAGCACAAACUUGUGUUUCACCUGUGUCCUGAGUAUCCAUCAGUUUGUCACUGUUGUUCCUGUUAAUACACUUAAAGUUAUACUCAGAUCAAGUGUCCCAAAUUUGGCGAUUUAUUCUUGUUACAGUUGUUGGUUCUUCAGUGUCUUAAAUAACAUCUACAUUCCAAUUAAGGUAACUGGGCCACGGAUUACAGAUAAUAACUCUGACUCUAAAAACAAGCUUUUCUGUUCCAAUUCUGGAUUCAGUGUAGGCAUUGUCUUCUUGCGGUUUGCCCAUGAUGCCACAUUCAUGAGCAUCAUGGUCUGGACCAGUGUCUCCAUGGUACUUCUCCUCCAUAGACAUCGCCAGCGAAUGCAGCACAUCCUCACCCCCAAUCAGAACCCCAGAGGGCAACCUGAGACCAGAGCAACCCAUACUAUCCUGAUGCUGGUGGUCACAUUUGUUAGCUUUUAUCUUCUAAAUUUUAUUUGUAUCAUCUUUCAAAAUUUUUUAAUAGAUUCUCGUCUCUUUAUGAGGCAUGUCGGUGAAGUCUUCGUUGCAGGUUUCCCCACAAUUUCUCCCUUAUUGUUGAUCUUCAGAGAUCCUAAGGAUCCUUGUUCUGUGCUUCUCAGCUGUUGA
Messenger RNA from Grammomys surdaster, 957 nucleotides. Its product is annotated as vomeronasal type-1 receptor 4-like. Gene Ontology annotation, cellular component: membrane. Gene Ontology annotation, molecular function: pheromone receptor activity. Gene Ontology annotation, biological process: G protein-coupled receptor signaling pathway. The record is from RefSeq and is a predicted model, not a curated record. Bases 40 to 957 code for a protein of 305 amino acids. NCBI's taxonomy places the organism in Eukaryota, Metazoa, Chordata, Mammalia, Rodentia, Muridae. The transcript has a single exon.